Ornithodoros turicata is the source of this 512-nucleotide messenger RNA. RefSeq names its product small ribosomal subunit protein eS19-like. The record is from RefSeq and is a predicted model, not a curated record. NCBI's taxonomy places the organism in Eukaryota, Metazoa, Arthropoda, Arachnida, Ixodida, Argasidae. The transcript has 4 exons. The coding region runs from base 37 to 480 and encodes 147 amino acids. Gene Ontology annotation, molecular function: RNA binding; structural constituent of ribosome. Gene Ontology annotation, biological process: translation; ribosomal small subunit assembly. Gene Ontology annotation, cellular component: ribosome; cytosolic small ribosomal subunit.
UCUUUCUCUUUCCUUUUCUUUAGGAACUUGCACACGAUGCCGUCUGUCGGUGUGAAAGACGUGGACCAGCACGACUUCGUCAGGGACCUAGCCGCCUUUUUCAAAAAGUCGGGCAAGCUGCGUGUCCCUGACUGGGUAGAUGUGGUAAAGACCGGUAUUUACAAAGAACUGGCUCCAUAUGAUGAGGACUGGUUCUACACACGUUGUGCAUCUGUGGCCCGCCACUUGUACAUGCGUGCACCAGCAGGAGUAAAGUCCAUGCGCAAGAUCUACGGUGGCCGGCACCGCAAGGGAGUUCGGCCAUCCCAUUUCUGUGCAGCGUCUGCCAGUGUUUCCCGGAAAGCCCUGCAGGCUCUGGAGGCACUUCGCAUCGUAGAACAGGACCCCAGCGGUGGCCGCAAGCUCACCAGCCAGGGCCGCAAGGACCUUGACCGUAUCGCUGCCCAGCUGAAGCUCAAGAGUGCACAGCAGGCCAAGUGAAAUGUGUCAGCGUGAAUAAACUUUUAUUGUCC